Messenger RNA from Rhinichthys klamathensis goyatoka, 822 nucleotides. RefSeq names its product sorting nexin-2-like. The transcript has 7 exons. Lineage: Eukaryota; Metazoa; Chordata; Actinopteri; Cypriniformes; Leuciscidae. Gene Ontology annotation, molecular function: phosphatidylinositol binding. Gene Ontology annotation, biological process: early endosome to Golgi transport; intracellular protein transport. The record is from RefSeq and is a predicted model, not a curated record. Gene Ontology annotation, cellular component: endosome membrane; endosome. Bases 85 to 822 code for a protein of 245 amino acids.
CUGUCAUGAGACUCGGUCACAUGACUAACUCAGCACACACUCAUUCUAUCACUCAGAGACUUUAUUCUGCUGUUGUUGUUGAAGAUGGCGGAGGACAGGGAACCUGCCGCGUGGCUCGACGCGUCGCACGCGCGCUCCACGGACCCGGAGGACGGAGAGGAUCUGUUCGUCAGCGCCGUGAGCAAGAUGGAGGCCAGUCCAACAUCUCCAGCAGAAACCCUCAUCAUCAGCAGCUCCAACGGACCAGAACCAGAGCCAGAGGAGAUCUUCCUGGACGAGGAUCCUGACGACCUCUUCGCUGAGGCGACGGAGGAGGUUUCUCUGGACAGUCCCGAGCGUCAGCCGAUCCUGUCCGACGGCCCGUCUCCCGCCAUCACUCCGGUGACGCCCACCGUUACACUGGACCCGCGGGUGUCUGAGGCGUUCGCCCGCUCGCCGGACCAGGAUGAAGAUGAAGAGGAGAACAGGGACACGUUUGACGUCCAGAUAUCGGUGUCGGACCCGGAGAAAGUUGGUGACGGCAUGAACGCGUACAUGGUGUAUAAAGUGUCGACGAAGACCAGCCUGUCCAUAUUCAGCAGAGACCAGGUGUCCGUCAAGAGGCGCUUCAGUGAUUUUCUGGGUUUGCACAGUAAAUUAGCCUCCAAGUACAUGCACAUCGGCUACAUCGUGCCUCCGGCUCCAGAGAAGAGCAUUGUGGGGAUGACGAAGGUCAAAGUGGGAAAGGAGGACACGUCAUCGGUGGAGUUUGUGGAGAAAAGGAGAUCUGCGCUGGAAAGGUAUUUCAGAGAACGAAUACAUAAACAUUCAAUAACAUUUUAG